AUGUCAAAGUGCCUUGUCUGUCGUAAAGUGUUUCUUGCCAAGGAUAUUGAACACGUGCUCGACUUGGUUGGGACUGGUGAACAUUUGGAUUCCAGUGGGACAGAGAUCGACAAAGACAUUCUUCAUUCUGUUUCUGAGAAAUUAAGAAGACAAAAAUUUGAGGAAGUACUUAGACUCCAUGGGCCACGGAAAAAUGGCCCAACAGACAAAACGGAUGCCAAUUUAGGAAGUUCCUUCAACAGGCCCGGCCCAAAGAGACACAACAAUUAUUCUAAUACCAGGAAGCACAGACCCCAAAAUUCUGUCCAAAAUGACAUUCCGGCGCUCAUUUUCGCCGGAAUAGCUGAUGUGGCGCCCAGUCAGAUCGGAAUUUCCAUUCUCGGUGUGAUGUGGCACGUGAUGGAGCCUAUGUGGAUAAUCGAGUGGGCACACGAGGAAGUACUUAUCGAGUCAGAGGUUGCCAAGAUCGUGGUGUCGGCCGUCUUCACGUCAACCUUCAUUUGCUUAUUCCUACUGUACCUAAUGCUCAUAAUAUGGUGGGAUUGGAAGAAGGUGACGGUUUCUUGCUCUGGAAAUGGAGACGUGAAAAAAAUAGAGAAGAUGAUGAAUGAGUAUAUGCAGAAGGGAUUGAAGAAUAAUGGAGGUUACCUGGCCUCAUGUGUGCACGACCAGAGUUUUUCUUUCAAUACACACCAAAAUUGCAGGCUUGAACACGCACCAGAGUUUUGA
Messenger RNA from Striga hermonthica, 729 nucleotides. NCBI's taxonomy places the organism in Eukaryota, Viridiplantae, Streptophyta, Magnoliopsida, Lamiales, Orobanchaceae. The record is from the annotation of a GenBank genome assembly.